AUGGGCGGCAACAUGAUGACACCUCCUCUGGAGCCAUCAUCGCCGCUUGACGGUGGCAUUCGCAAACGUGUGUGUAAAGCUUGCGACAGAUGUCGACUCAAGAAGUCAAAGUGCGACGGCGCAAGUCCAUGCAGUCGGUGUAAGGCUGAUAAUGCGAUAUGCGUGUUCGGCGAGCGCAAAAAGUCACACGACAAGGUGUAUCCGAAGGGGUAUGUCGAGAUGCUCGAGAACCAACAGACCCAGCUUGUGGCUGGCCUCCAAGAACUUUAUAAGCGGUUACAGAACGGGCAAGGGUGGUCAGGAACACCUCUGAAAGAGACGGGAUCCGGCGUGCCCUUGACGCACGACAUACUUGAACGUCUGGGCGCACUUAAACAAGAUGGACAUCAUGGGUCUGAUCUGUUCGAGGAGGACCUCAAUCUUCUGCAACAAAGACUCAUCGCCAAUGGCGCGGCAAUGAUGCAGCGUGAAGGAUCACACGACGGCAGUUCCGAAAGCGCGCCCUCACCGGCCUCGAUGCAUUUCCAAAUACCUUUCUCAUCACAACAAUUCCCGCCCACACCACCAAAUCAGAGUCCUUAUCCUCAACAAGUUCGCGCAGUCAUGCCACCGAAGUCAAACACUUACCCCCAACCCGGCGCUAUGCCGCACUCAAAUCUGAGCUGGUCGGCAUCGGUGCCAGAGUACGAGGAAGGCAUGGAUUUCAUAAACCACUACGAUUCACCAAUGAUGGACAGCGCCAUGAACUUUAGUCAAUUCACGCCACAGAUGAUGCAGGAUCAGGCAGCCAUAAAUCCGUUCUUCACGAUGAAGGACUGGCCCGCGCACGAAGAAAUGCAACGAUUUGUCAAUCCCGCGAUGAUAUGA
Molecule: messenger RNA, 867 nt
Organism: Cyphellophora attinorum
Lineage: Eukaryota; Fungi; Ascomycota; Eurotiomycetes; Chaetothyriales; Cyphellophoraceae
Product: Fluconazole resistance protein 1
Exons: 3
Coding region: 1-867 (288 amino acids)
Biological process (GO): regulation of DNA-templated transcription
Molecular function (GO): zinc ion binding; DNA-binding transcription factor activity, RNA polymerase II-specific
Source: RefSeq, a predicted model, not a curated record